Molecule: messenger RNA, 3502 nt
Organism: Bombina bombina (fire-bellied toad)
Lineage: Eukaryota; Metazoa; Chordata; Amphibia; Anura; Bombinatoridae
Product: protein KHNYN
Exons: 7
Coding region: 583-3120 (845 amino acids)
Cellular component (GO): nucleus; cytoplasmic ribonucleoprotein granule
Molecular function (GO): RNA endonuclease activity; mRNA binding
Source: RefSeq, a predicted model, not a curated record
CAGUCAUCGGGGGCGUGAAAAGCAAGCUCUCUGAAAAGACUCAGGAAAAUAAAGCAUAUUAGUGUAACAGGACAAAUUAAAGCAUUUUAAAUGCUGUAUUCCAGCUUUACAAAACAUAGGAAGUGAAACACAAAAGAGGUAGACCUUAUAUGCAUACGGAUGGCAAAGUGACAGAUUUAAAGAGACAGAGUAGUCACAAAAUCAGGUGAGGCAGAGAAAGAGGAGUGGGGGAAAGGGAGGGGCUAUCAGAGAAACCGAGAGAAUGAGGAAGAAGAGAAUGUGAAGAGAUCAAAGACACAUAACAAACACACACACACACACAAAAAAAACAACUGAACGCUAACAAGAGGUGCAAAAUAUACAUAGCAGAGAUAGCAUUUCAAGCAGGAAGUAGCUUGUCUAAUGUAUAAGUUAGAAAAGGAGAAACAACAACAGGUGAAGUCAUUAGGAGAGCAGUUUAAUAGUAAACAAUUCACUGUAGCUGUAAGCUGACAAUUAAGCCCUGGGGAGAAAAAAAACUCUCUUCAGAGUGGGAGACUCAAGUCUCCCCAUUUUAACUCUGAUUACAGCUAUUCUAUAAUAAUGGAAAUGCACAUGGACGUAUGGGAGAAUAAAGCAACGCUGAACAGCAGCAGCAUGGAUGAGUUUGCUGUGCCCCAGGAUUCAGAAAAGGAACUGAGAGAGCAGAGGCUUCACAUGGAGAGGAUAUUUGGGGUGGUGUUGAACAUUUUAGGUGUUCUCAAUCAGACACAUAUGCUUGAACAGUCUGCAGGACACCAACAAAUGUGGAUUCAGCUGCAGGGUGAAAAGAGGAACAUAGAAAAGGCAAAGAGUUAUAUUAAAGGACUAUGCACACCAGACAUAACAGAGGACACCACUUACCCACGAGGGCUAUACUGCAUCUUCGUAGGUGCCAAAGGAAUUUUUCUUGAUUGUCUUAUCAGAGCUACUUCAGCGUGCAUUAAGCCACUAAGUCCUGGCUGCAUCAGGAUCUCUGGUCUUGCAGAAGAAGCGGUGAUGGCUCAAAGCAGGGUCCAAGCAUUUCUGGAAGGAAGUAACUCUUGUUAUAGGCCAGAUGAUGAUGCCCAGAUUAAGAGGGAUUUUAAGGAUCUGGUUGAAGAGCACACUGAUAUUCAUGUUCUGGAUCUUCUUAUACUGUCAACCUCUGUUAAGGAACAGUUAUUAGCACUAGUGCAUGAAGCUAAUAUAAGUGGAUUACAUAAGAGAAGGGUGAUACAUUCCAAAAACAAUCUUUUUGAAAAGCCAACUGAAAUAGCUGUGCACAGUCAUUCUAACUUUCCAACAUCUGUCCCACUGCAAAAUCCACCGACACUUGAGAAAAUGUUGAGCUCAAAACCAAUGGAAAUAACUAAGCCAGGGUCUGAGAGAAGAAUAUUACAUCACAGAGCCUCUAACCCACAUCAGUUAAAGGUGGACAAAACAUGGGAUUACAACAAUCGAGCAGCACUUUUUCAAAGACAAAAUACCAAGGAAAAGCCAGUUGGUUUAGUGCAAGACAUUGAAUAUAAUCAGAAAGAAGAGAAAUCUAGAGAAAUAGCAUGCACAGAUGAUGAAGAGUUCCGAGAGAUAUCAGGACUAUUAGGAACCAUUAUGGGUAGGGAUGAGGGAGAACAGGGAUCGAAUACUAAUUUCUCAUUAGGGACAGAGAAAGAAUUCAGCAUGCUCCUAGAUUUCUUUAAGACAAUGGGUUACAAGGAAGCAGUUGUCCUUAAAGUUCUGUCGGAGAAUGGAAUUCAGGAGCCUUCCCAGAUACUAGACAAAGUUAAUUUGGAAGAAUCCAACCAUUGCCAGGGUAAAUUGGAGUCAAAUAGGUUUACACUAUUGAAUGAAUCAUCAGAUACAUAUGGUAACAAUGAGGACAGUUACGUCUGGGAAGUGGUAAAAUCAGCAGCAAAGAACUGUGGGUACUCUCCCAGUGAAAUUGUGGAUAAAGGUGAUGGUUCUGUUGCUGGACUUCUAAGAAAACUCAAUGAAAAAAAUACAAACCCUGAACAUCACAUGAACAUAUCAGAGGUUCACAGAUAUCCAAAUCAAGAAUCCACAAGGCAAGAGAAAGUGUCUUGUAUUCAACCAAGAACAGAACUAAAUGUCUCACAGCCAGAUGUGGGAAUGUCAGAGAUGGGAAGACACAAAACAAUGUUUUCUAACUGUCCUGUUGAGGAUCACUUCCCUGGGAGUGCUGCUCAAGAAACAUGUGAUAUCAAAGUAGCUAAGUAUUUGGAAUCAGAAGAUGGACUAAGUGCCCCUGUAGUGACUGGAGCACAGAGGUUUAAUGAAGCUAUGCAGACGCCAUUUGAACUCAACCUGAGAAAUGAACCAGGGAAUGAACAACUGAGACAUAUUAUUGUAGACGGCAGCAAUGUGGCCAUGAUACAUGGGCUCUGCCGUUUCUUUUCGUGCCGUGGGAUUGCGUUGGCCGUGCAGUAUUUCUGGGACAGAGGGCAUCGCAACAUCACAGUUUUUGUGCCCCAAUCAAGAAUAAAAAGAGAUGAUAAAGUAAAAGAGCAACAUUUCCUUACCCAGUUGAACAAGCUUGGACUCCUCUCUUUUACUCCAUCCAGAAUCUUUGAAGGCAAAAGGAUCACGCCCUAUGAUGACAGGUUUAUGCUACAACUGGCUGAGAAAACAGAUGGGGUGAUAGUGACUAAUGAUAACCUACGAGACUUUUCUGAAGAGUCUACGGCUUGGAAAAAUAUAAUCAGGAAGAGAUUGCUCCAAUUCACUUUUGUUGGAGACAUAUUUAUGGUUCCAGAUGAUCCCUUAGGACGAAAUGGACCUCCUCUGGAGCAGUUUUUGUGGAAAAACUCAAGACCAAAGACCAAGAUGAAAGGUCAUUCUUUUGCCGGAAGAGGAGGUCCCGUCACAUCUCCCAAACCAUCUUCUCAGACUGAAGUUCUUAACCUUCGAGAUCGGAAGCCAGGAAAAAGGUUUCAAGAAGAGACUGAUGUUCGUUCCCCAAGAGAGACUGAAAUGCUUAGGUGUGAGCUACUUUCCAUUUUCCCUCAUCAAGAUACAAAGGUAGACUUUAUUCUCCAAAGACAGCUGAGCCUGACUGACCUCAAUAAACUCUCAGAACUUAUAAUCAACCUCAGAUUUUGAAUUAUUUAAUAGAAGUUGCGAUAAUCAAAAUGACAUCUUUCAUAACAAAAUGAAGAUUACUGGAUUAAUUGUCAAGGCCAAUAUUCCAACAUUAAAAUGGCCCAUAACUAUAAUCAGCAUCUCAACCAGACACGGAGUAAAAAAUAAGCCUGCUGCUAAUAAUGCAAACAUCAAGUGAGCUUUCUUCGACUCCACAAUUCAGAGGCUAAAUAAAUACACAGUGGUGACCUCACUGAAAAUGGACAGAGUUAAAAUCCACAAUAAUGUCUGUAUGGAAAAAACUAGACAUACUAUGACUGGAACCAUGUAUAGAACAGCUUUUUGUAACAUUAUAAUUCUAAAAUUAAACAUUUUUAAUAAAAAAAAAAGUUUGAUAUAAGAA